CACAUAAUGUAGUACAGUCGGAGCAGCUAUUCCUCUCUGGCCUUAAGCUCACCACACCUUCCCUCCUCCUUGAGCAAACGCCUUCCUCUUCUUAGUUUGGACCAUCAUCACCUCAAAUAUCGCCCAAAGACUAUUGUGAUUGCAUUGUGGAUCAAAGAAUGAAAAGGUUUGAUCUCUAGAGAAAAGAAUUUAUCAAAUUGCUCAAAGGCGCAAUGUCUACUCUUUUACAUCCUCUUCAUUGCAAUGAUGGCUGCAAUCAAGGCGCGGGACCAUCUCGUUCCGCUACUGAUCAAUGUGCAAACGUACAUCCUUCCUCUCGUCGCAGAAAAGCAUCACCAUCGUACACCAAACGACUCGUGACUUUGACAGCAAUCCUAUCCCUUCUAACCGGCACGCGGGCUUCUUUCCCAGAAACCCCAACAAAACCCGAGUCAAUUGCAACACUUAUCAAAAGACGAAAAGAUCUACUAGCGAGAGACUUUACUGCUGCAAAUAACCUGCAACAGUUCGAUAUCAACGUCUCACCUCCUAAAAGUUGCGAACCUAUCCAAAUCGUCUUUUCAACCCUUGGAGGACUGCCUCCUUUUACCGUCUUUAUCGGAUUCGAUAAUUGGUAUUCAUAUUCCACCUCUAUACCUUCAACGUACGCAGAUCCAAAUGUGAACACAUGGUUAUAUGAGUUCGAUGUUCCAAACUUUGCAAACAACUCAACGUUCCCUGACACGCCUGAGAUGUUUGUCAUCGUUGGUGAUUCGACCGGAAAACUUCUCAAUACGUCCAUAUUUCAAACAGUGCAAACGAGCAAUCUAGGCUGUCAAAGAGCAAAUGUACCAUUGGAUUUCACUUUCUAUACGAGCAACAAUAGCAAUGCAUGCUCCGAUAUUCAAGUCAAUUGGGAAUCAAUGAGCAAUACCUCCGUCACUUUUACGGCCCCAAUGGAUCUCUACCUUAUCCCAGCACAACAACCUCCUCUGCAUAUUGCCGUGCCCAACGUGACGGCGUUGACUCUCAACACAACCCUAUCCGUUCAACCAGGAUCGCCGUACAUGUUUGCAAUGACUGAUGCACAUGGUAUAGGAGGUGUGUCAGGAUAUAACAUCGUCGGAUUAAAUGAAUACGAAGGCCAAAAUUGUUUGAUAAGCCCCACCUUGACGCAAGGAAUGCCUACUCCAACUGCUACAUUGGCAGCAGAUGUUCGUAUGCCAGAUUACUCUGGCCUGGUCUCCUCACUGGUGACAUCGAAUGGAGUAGUAUCAACUGCAACUUCAGUCGAAGUUAUCAAGGAUGGUAGUCUUCCAGGUGCAAAUUUGAGUUCUGGUCAAAUUGCAGGCUUGAGUGUUGGCGUUGCAAUUGGGGCUGGCUUACUUGCUGCACUGAUCUCUUGGUAUUUAUGGCGUAAACGACAUGGUCGCAAAACGGUUUUCUGGGAUUUACCAAAAGGUGCGAAUGGAGAAUUGGGAAAGUCGGAAUACGGUGCACCAAUCGAUCGCAAUUAUUUGCGAUCUGUCAAUUCUCCACCUUCAUCCACUUCUAAUCGAGUGGGUGUCGUUCCAACAUCACCUCAUUCCGAAUCAAGUGAUGAACGCGAACGUGCUCGUGAUACUGUAUAUUCCGAUCAAUCUUCUAGAGCAGCAAACGAUGCCGUCCAAAGUCCCAACGGCUGGACUUCUUCUGGAUUCAACACAUAUACCCCUCCGGGCUCGGCUAGAUAUAACAGCAUUCCCUCAACUGAACAACCCGAUUCACCUUUGGGUACGGGGCCGGAAGCAUUCAAUGCGAUCCGAUCAUCAUCUAUGAGCGAAAGUAGCACGGGCGGUAAUCCUUUCAUGAACGCAAGUACGACGAUGAGCAGCACAGCCUCUCAACAACGUCGAGAUAGUUCAGCACGCAAUUAUAGACCAAGAAGUGAAGGAAUAGAAGCCAAUGCUUCAACGUUUGGCAGUGCACUUCCGUUAAUUGAAACACGAUUUUUAGGCAAUUCAAGCAGUCAAGGAAACUCUGACAGUCCACAUUCCAGUAAUGGAGAUCAUCGAAACGAAGGACAAUCGAAUAAUGGCGGACAAAGCUCUUUACGCCAUUCCGUCGGAACUGAUACAGCAAACCGAGAUUCUAGAGGUCCAACUCAAAUUCUUCAGCAUAGGGAUGCAGGUUUACUGAUGGACGACUCGCUUGAUGAUGAAGAAUUGAUGGGUAGGGUCGAGUUACCGCCCUCGUAUCAUCAGAUUUCUAGACCUGGAAAUCGUGACGUUCCUCGGCCAAGAUCUGGUGACAGAGAAGGGCAAAGCUCCCAGGAAAUCCUUGUAGAUGCUCCUAGACCCGGACAGAAUAGCAAUAACACACAAACCCAACAAGAGGACGAACGAGAAUUCUGGCUAUCAAACGGAAGCGUUUGAUAGCAGUGCAUUGUACAAAUAUAUUUA
Messenger RNA from Meira miltonrushii, 2420 nucleotides. RefSeq lists its product as uncharacterized. NCBI's taxonomy places the organism in Eukaryota, Fungi, Basidiomycota, Exobasidiomycetes, Exobasidiales, Brachybasidiaceae. The transcript has a single exon. The record is from RefSeq and is a predicted model, not a curated record. The coding region runs from base 213 to 2393 and encodes 726 amino acids.